AUGUGCAUUGAUUACCGACAAUUGAGCAAAGUGACGAUUAAGAACAAGUAUCCACUGCCGAGGAUUGACGAUUUGUUCGACCAGCUUCAGGGUGCAAAGGUGUUUUCAAACAUAGACUUGAGAUCUGGCUACCAUCAGUUGAGGAUUAGGGCAUCCGAUGUCCCUAAGACAGCAUUCCGCACUCGGUACGGGCAUUAUGAGUUCCUGGUCAUGUCAUUUGGGUUGACCAAUGCCCCAGCAGCAUUUAUGGAGUUGAUGAACCGAGUGUUCAGGCCAUAUUUGGACAUGUUCGUGAUAGUCUUUAUUGAUGAUAUUUUGGUGUACUCCCGCAGCCAGGAGGAGCACGAGCAGCACCUUAGAGUGGUUCUUCAGACUCUGAGGUAUAGUCAGUUAUAUGCCAAGUUCUCC
Molecule: messenger RNA, 408 nt
Organism: Nicotiana attenuata
Lineage: Eukaryota; Viridiplantae; Streptophyta; Magnoliopsida; Solanales; Solanaceae
Product: RNA-directed DNA polymerase homolog
Exons: 1
Source: RefSeq, a predicted model, not a curated record